AUGUCGAGUUCAACAGGCCCCACCAGGGACAAUGACAUCACUCACGACAAUGCCCCACCACCGCAGCAGCCCCCAGGAUACGCGCAACAAUCUAUACAGUCGUCCGAGGCCUCAACCUCUAGGCAUCACUUGAAUGACGCACAAACUCACAAUGUAGAGUCGCCGACCGAAGAGCUGCCUCCUCCCGCAUACAGCGAGCCCCCAGGCCAGGUCGAGAACGAAGAGCUUGGUACCAACGCCAUUGUCGCCGACGAUGGACGUGUCAACAUUCGCAUAGACCAGAAAAGCCGUGCACUUUCGCAACUCAUCCUCCCACAGAUCCAACGACAACUCACACAUGCGCAAGAAGAUCCUGAGCCUGCUCCACCCUACGUACCAGAGUUUCUUGGUGGAGCGCCAGGGCAACAACCUCCGCCCCCGCUCAACCUGGUUAUACAGGUUGUGGGUUCUCGUGGUGAUGUGCAGCCUUUCGUCGCAUUGGGUAAGGUGCUGAAAGAGACCUACGGUCACCGCGUACGGUUAGCCACACAUCCGACGUUCAAGGACUUUGUCAUCGAAAAUGGACUCGAGUUUUUCAGUAUCGGCGGAGACCCGGCGGAGCUCAUGGCCUUUAUGGUGAAGAACCCUGGUUUGAUGCCAGGUUUUGAAACACUGCGCAGUGGUGAUAUUGGCAAGAGGAGGAGAGGGAUCGCAGAGAUCCUCGUUGGAACAUGGAGAUCUUGCAUAGAGACCGGCAAUGGUCUCGGUGUGGAUCCUCUGAAACAGACAGUAGAAGAGUGGAUGGGCAUAGAGGAUCAACUGCCAGAGCAGCUUCGGAAGCCUUUUGUUGCCGAUGCAAUCAUUGCAAACCCCCCGAGCUUCGGACACAUACACUGUGCUGAGAAACUAGGCAUACCACUCCACAUGAUGUUCACCAUGCCAUGGUCGCCUACGCAACAGUUCCCACACCCACUCGCGAACAUUCAGUCCACCAACGCAGAUCCUACAAUUACGAAUUACAUGUCGUAUCUAAUGGUUGAUUUGCUGACCUGGCAAGGCUUAGGAGAUGUCAUCAACAGGUUCCGUAAAGAUAGCCUUUGCUUGGAUCCAAUCAGUGGUGUAUGGGCGCCAGCCAUGCUUGCACGACUCAGAAUCCCCUUUACAUACUGCUGGUCACCAGCACUGAUCCCAAAACCAAAAGAUUGGACUCAUCACAUCUCUAUUGCAGGCUUCUACUUUCUCAAUCUCGCUUCGAAUUACACACCGGAUCCGGAUCUGGCAGCGUUCCUGGAUGCGGGAGAGCCCCCUGUCUAUAUUGGAUUCGGCUCAAUCGUAGUGGAUGAUCCAAACGCAAUGACUAACUUGAUAUUUGAAGCUGUCAAGAUCACCGGCAAACGCGCACUAGUAUCCAAAGGCUGGGGUGGGCUUGGAGCAGACGAUAUCGGCAAGCCUGACGGUGUAUUUAUGCUUGGCAACUGCCCGCACGAUUGGCUGUUCAAACGCGUCUCGGCAGUUGUUCAUCAUGGUGGCGCCGGAACUACCGCAGCUGGUAUCGCUACUGGAAAGCCUACAGUUGUUGUGCCAUUCUUUGGAGACCAACCUUUCUGGGGAGCUAUGGUAGCCCGCGCUGGUGCUGGACCUAACCCUAUCCCGUACAAGGAACUUACCGCAGAUAAACUUGCAGGAGCUAUCAAUGAAGCCCUCAAGCCAGAAUCGCUUGAAAGGGCACAAGAACUCAGUGACAAGAUCAAACAAGAGAACGGAACACAGAGUGGCGCACAAUCUUUCCAUCAAAUGCUCAACUACGACGACAUGCGAUGCGCAAUUAUGCCGGAUAGGCCUGCGGUCUGGAGGCUGAAGCGCACGAAUGUGAGGUUGAGUGCGCAAGCAGCUACUGUACUUGCUCAACAGGGUGAAGUAAAUUUCUCCGAGAUGAAGCUCUUCCGUCCUCGCGAAUACGUUCCCGACGAAGGCCCUUGGGACCCAGUGUCUGGCGGAGCGAGCGCGAUUAUGGGAACAGCCACCUCGGUAAUGAUGGGUGUUGCUGAUAUGCCUAUUCAGACCCUCAAGCUCUUGCAUAUCCACCCUGAUGCCAAGUCGAAGAAGGGCAAGCAAAAGGCACGAGGAAAUGAAUCCUCUUCCCAAGGGGAAAGUAGCAAUAGCCCGACAGCGACAAACAGUGCCACAAAUGUCGCUGCACAUUCAGAUCGAAGCAAAGCUACAUCGCCUACGGCUGCCGAUGCCAUUGCAGAUUUGGUCCGUAUCCAAGCUGGGAACCCAGCAGUUACAACACCAGAUUCGCCUGGUACGCCUUCUCACAGAUCGACUUUCAUGUCUCAGGCACUUUCCGAAUCUACUCAACGUUCGCGUUCGGGUUCCAGAGACCGUACUUGCUCAAACUCGGCAUCUCGGUCGACGACAGCUUCAAACAUUGGACAAAAACCUGAUAUGGCAGGAAACGUUGAUUCUGCCGUAAACACCGGAAAAGGACUGGCCCGAAUUAUCAGUGCUGGCUUCAAGUCGCCCAUGGACUUUUCGCUAAACGUUGCCAAAGGAUUUCACAACGUACCCAAGCUCUACGGAGCAGAGGUGCGGCAGGUUGACAAAGUCACUGACUUUCAAAGCGGCAUGCGUACAGCUGCCAAGCAAUUUGGUUUAGGGUUUUAUGAUGGCAUCACAGGUAUGGUAACAGACCCGUACAAGGGGGCUAAGAAAGAAGGGGGUGUUGGAUUCGUCAAGGGCGUUGGCCGUGGAAUUGUGAGCUUGCCCUUCCGUAUCAUGGGUGGUGCAUGGGCGGUUCCUGGUUAUGCAAUGAAAGGGCUCUAUCAAGAAAUGGCCAAGAACAAGGGGCAAAAUGUCGAAAACUACAUUAUUGCUGCCCGAAUUGCACAGGGCUAUGAAGAAGCCGCGGUAGCUCCCCAGGAGGAGCGAGAGGAGAUUGUCAAGAGAUGGCGUAACAUGAAAGGCAGCAUCAAGAAGAAGAAGAAUGUUGGAGCCGAGAGCAUAGAUUCGCUGCAUGCGCUGGUACAACAGAAGAGAGAGAGGAAAAACGAGCGCCUAGCCAGACUCAACUCGCAUGCCAAUGCGACAGGUGGCCAGCCGUUAGUUCAGGAUAACCCGGCUCAGCAAGACAACUUGGUGAGCGUAGAUCCCGCUCCACAAGGACCUGAGGUAGAGCCGGAAAUCCGGUCUACGAUUCCCAGUUGGCGGCAACAGGAAGCGGAAAGAGUGCGCGCUCUACGACGCCAGGAAACUCCUACUACCGGAAGCAAUACAAGCGCUGCAUCUCAACCGACGCAAGCCGAACUCGAAGCGCAACUCAGGGCUGAAGAAGAGGAAGACCAACGCGAAUUGGAACGAGCAAUUACUGCCUCGGUCGCUGAAGCCUCUCGCGGCAAUCCUGAAGAAGACGAACUCAUCGCCUCAGCCAUACGCGCCUCAAUCACUGAACUUGAGCGCGCCGACGCCAGCACCCAGCAAGACGACGAGGAAGCGCUUCACCGCGCCAUGGUGGCCAGCAUGUCCGAAGCCGGGCGAACAAACGUCACAGAAGAAGAGCAAAAAGCGCUUGAAGAAACGCUCCGAAGAAGUCUUCUUGAAACGCGAACGCGCCGCCGACGUGGCAGCGGCUCGGAAUGGGAUUCAGACAACACUGAUAACACGGAGGAGGAUGAGGAAUACCAGCGCAUCAUCGCAGAGUCCAAGGAAUUAGCGCAUCUCCAUGCAAGCCACCCCGAUGACUAUGCUCAACAGCAGCAGCAGAGCAGCGCAGCCACUACGCCAACCAAGACCCCAGGCUCCGCCGCAUGGGACACACAAAGCACGCGCAUGGGCAGCGUGACAACAGGCGGGGAACCGAGUCCAGCAUCUAAUAUCCCAACCAGCGAGCAUGACAGCGGUGUACUCCGUCACGACGAAAAACACGACGACGACGACGACGACGAGCAGAUGAAGCGCGUGCUGUGGGAGAGCCAGCAAGCCGAGCGCGAGCGCGUGCAGAAUCUCGAGCGCCAGAGGACCGAGGAGGAAGUUGUCCUCGAGUAUGUGCGGAAACAGAGUUUACUGGAAGAAGAACACAGGCGCAAGAUGAUGGAGACGAGGGCAGGGGGUCCGUCGGCAUAA
Molecule: messenger RNA, 4101 nt
Organism: Exserohilum turcica Et28A
Lineage: Eukaryota; Fungi; Ascomycota; Dothideomycetes; Pleosporales; Pleosporaceae
Product: glycosyltransferase family 1 protein
Exons: 6
Coding region: 1-4101 (1366 amino acids)
Biological process (GO): carbohydrate metabolic process
Molecular function (GO): UDP-glycosyltransferase activity; hexosyltransferase activity
Source: RefSeq, a predicted model, not a curated record